GAGUCGUCAAAAUCUCACUACAUUACAAACCGUCAAUCAAAAAACUCGCCCGAUAAGAAAUUUGUAGUAGUCGUAGUUUUUAUUACAUUUCAAUAUAUAAAAUUCUCAGUUCGUCAGAUAAGGAACUACUAAAAUGUCUAAGUUAUACAAGGCAGUAGUAAACACGGCCGACAAAUUUGUGCCUUCACAAUUACGACCUCUUUGGGAACAUGCAGCUGGACCGAAAACUAUUUUCUUCUGGGCUCCAGCCUUUAAAUGGGGCUUGGUGAUGGCUGGUUUGGGUGAUUUGACACGACCAGUUGAGAGCUUAUCCAUACCACAAUCAGCUUCCCUCGCAGCCACAGGAAUCAUCUGGUCACGAUACUCACUCGUCAUCAUACCGAAAAACUAUAGCUUAUUCGCUGUUAACGUUUUUGUGGCCAUCACUAGUGUAUAUCAGAUAUCACGAGCGAUUAGGCAUCAACAGUCUCUAAAGAAGGCGGAAAAGUGAUGAGAGACGGGUGUUUGUAUCAUGCGAUGUAGAUAUAUUAGUUCUGGGGUAGAAAGAAUUUCAUUUUGUAUACAUGUAACAUGGUUAUUCAGAAUUAUUGUCAUAGCUCAAAUCUGUGACAUGUUACGAAUAUUGAAACGUCACUGUCAUGACAAGUCUAAUUAAUGUCAAAUACAUAUUCACUUGUGAUAUAGAAUAUGUGAUAUUCUUCAUUUAGUUCAAUAUUUUUUAUAACUAUCGUGUUUAUUUUAUAUUUUUAGUAUUGUCUCAUGAUCUACACUGGUUAUUUAUAUCAUAUUAUAAUAUUGUUUUGACGUUUGUUUACAUUUGACAAAUAUAUUUUAGAUAUAUAAUAUA
Messenger RNA from Danaus plexippus (monarch butterfly), 847 nucleotides. RefSeq names its product mitochondrial pyruvate carrier 2-like. NCBI's taxonomy places the organism in Eukaryota, Metazoa, Arthropoda, Insecta, Lepidoptera, Nymphalidae. Gene Ontology annotation, molecular function: pyruvate transmembrane transporter activity. Gene Ontology annotation, cellular component: mitochondrial inner membrane. The record is from RefSeq and is a predicted model, not a curated record. Gene Ontology annotation, biological process: pyruvate import into mitochondria. The transcript is spliced from 3 exons. Bases 134 to 490 code for a protein of 118 amino acids.